Messenger RNA from Galdieria sulphuraria, 2733 nucleotides. Its product is annotated as U3 snoRNP component Utp13p-like protein. The record is from RefSeq and is a predicted model, not a curated record. NCBI's taxonomy places the organism in Eukaryota, Rhodophyta, Bangiophyceae, Galdieriales, Galdieriaceae. Gene Ontology annotation, cellular component: 90S preribosome; nucleolus. Gene Ontology annotation, molecular function: protein binding; U3 snoRNA binding. The transcript has 2 exons. Gene Ontology annotation, biological process: endonucleolytic cleavage in 5'-ETS of tricistronic rRNA transcript (SSU-rRNA, 5.8S rRNA, LSU-rRNA); endonucleolytic cleavage to generate mature 5'-end of SSU-rRNA from (SSU-rRNA, 5.8S rRNA, LSU-rRNA). Bases 549 to 2708 code for a protein of 719 amino acids.
UCCAAGAGUAAGCUAGCAGUGUUUUACGUAUUUAAUCAGAAACACUUCCCAGUUUAGACGUCUUACUAACAAGGCGUCUUAUCGUUCAAAAAAUAGCUGCUCAUCAGAAACUUAACUUGUCUCUACAUAACUUUUCAAGAUAGAUAUUUAUUUUCUGAAAUGUGCUAAGGGUGUCGUGCUAUUCCAGACUUCGAGAUAGUUAUAGCUGAGAAAAAUUUCAACAGAAGAGUUAUUAGAUUGAACCUAAGAACAAAAUACUGUUCCAAAUAAAAGUAUGUUCUGCGCUUACAAAGUAUUUAUCCAGAUAGGAAACAAUAUCUAAAACUCAAAGUUGCCAAACUAGAAGAGUGUUGUAUCCAACGCGCUAGGAUGACUAUUAACUUUGUUCGUCCGACUAUUCCCGAAAUCACAUGGUUCAAGAAACAAACUACUUGAACAGUGAAACUGGGACUCAACCUUGACGAUAGUUUUAUUUAUGGCGUCUGGGAACGGUCAACGACAACUUGUAGAGCCGACGACGUGAAGAGAUCGCCAAUGCUAUUUGGGCUAUGGAUUCUCAACUAUCCAAGCCACGGCCUACUAAGCUUCACAUAAGGAAGUUAUUCACCCGACGCGAUGCGUUGCAACCUACUUAUAUAAGUAGAGGAAUUUCUGUUUCUUCUGUAUACACAUUUGAAGAAGAUAGUCGUGAAGUUCUUUAUCCGACUUUGGUGACUACUGUAACAACUCAAGCUUUUCUAGUUCGCUGGAAUGGCAAUCAAGUCCUUGUUCCCGUUGCUUGUUUUGCUGAACAAAAUGAUGUAAUUUCUUCUGUUUGUGUAUCUCACUCAGGUUCAAAGGUUGCUGUUGCAUACAGAAGCAGUCUUGUUGCCUUAUAUUCUGUCCCAAAUGAAUUCCGCAGGUCUAGUUUGGAGUCGAGAACUUCCUUGUUGGACCAACUGCCUGUUAUUCGACAAGAACGUUCUUGGAAACCUAUAGCUGGAAACAUCAUUGUACAGCUCGCCUUUGAUUUCAGUGACACUUUCCUCGUCACGGCAACCACUGAUGGAAAAGUUAAGAUAUGGGAUGUUGAAGAAGGGCAUAUCACUCACAGUUUGAAAACAGGAGCAGCAAUCACGAAGACAGCUUUUCAUCCUAGAGUUGGCCAAUUAGAGCUCUUUUUAUCUUUAGAUGAUGGUCGCUUAUUGGUUUAUGAUUUGCCCACUCGAAACUUUUCGAAAACCUUUCAGUGCAAUCAGGGUGCUAUUGUUUCUUUUGAUUUUCUUUCCAAUGGGAACUUUGUCGUAUUUAGUGUUUAUGACAAUACGCUUCAUUUGUUUCGGACCACUGAUAUGACAGCUAUGAAACAUAUUUCUGUCGAUAAUAGCAUCACCACAAUAACUGCACUACCUAUCAUGAAUGAGCAAACGGAUUUCCAGAUAUUUACAACGAGUAGCAUAUCAGGACGUUUGACCUUUUGGAGGUUUUCUAUGCAAGAGCAACCUAAAAUUUACAAGUCAAAGGAGCUACUGUUGAGUGAGUUGUAUGGCGCAGUAGAAUCCAUUUAUGUUUCGCUAUCAUCUCAAGUUUAUCUUUUUGUGGGAAUGGAAAAUGAUAUGCUACAUGUUGUGGAUACCACAAAAAUGGAAAUUACAACAUCUGUCGUUGGAAAUUUGGAUGAAGUUUAUGAUAUCUGCUUCUUAUCAGAAAGCAAACGAAUUGCUGUAGCUAGCAAUAGUGAAGAUGUUUAUAUAUUUGAUGGCAAUCUAGACUAUAAGUCAAUUGUUCUCACAGGGCAUACAGAGAGUGUUCUUUCUCUGGACUAUGAUCCUUUAACCCAAGUACUUGUUACUGCUUCUAGAGAUAAAACUUGUAGAUUAUACAAGUUGAACGACUUGGAUGCUCUUUUUGAGUCGGACAAAUUAGAAACAUUGGGAUGUUUUGCCAUCGCUUUAGGCCAUGACGGACCGAUUGGGGCCGUAAGUAUAGCUCGUACGAAUCACACAGAUAGUUUCAUUGUUAGUGGUGCAGCUGAUCAUACCUUAAAAUUGUGGAAAUUCAAUACCAAUUGGAAUGGCGAGAUAAGACAACUUAGUGCUAGUUGGACUGUUUCAGCGCAUCAAAAGGAUAUCAAUUGUGUGGCCAUAUCUCCAGAUUUUGAUAUAAUUGUGUCAACUUCUCAAGAUAAAACAGCGAGAAUGUGGUCUAGUAGAGACGGUAAACCAAUAGCCACUUGUAUAGGACACAAACGAGGAGUUUGGCAUGUUAGUUUUUCUCCUGUGGAUCGUAUUUUCGCCACGAGUUCUGGAGACUGUACAAUUCGCAUAUGGAGUGCUAGAGAUGGUGCAUGUCUACAACUUUUGGAAGGUUCUUCAAGUUCUUUAUUACGAGUCUUGUUUCUUCAAGCAGGGUCAGAGUUGGCUUCUGGGGGUUCUGAUGGCUUACUGAAGAUUUGGAAUGUAAAAAGUGGUGAAUGCAUAAGUACUAUGGAGGCUCAUGAUGAUAGAUUAUGGUGUUUGACCUGCAUCUUGGAUGGUGAACUCAUUGCCAGUGGAGGUGCAGAUGGUAGAAUACUAUUUUGGAAGGAUAUUACGCUGGAAAAGGAAAUGGAAGAAAUGGAAUCCAAAAAGGAUUGGAUUUUGAAACAACAAGACUUAGAAAACGCCAUGAAAAGAAAGGAAUGGCAGACGGUGUUUUCAAUGUCCUUUAGAGUUAGAUCAGCCAUCUAAGCUGAUGGAGGUAUUUAUUGUUUCU